AUGGAGGGACGUUGGACUUGUCAUCUCUUCGGUGCAGUGUUGUCGGCGUCGAUCGGAUCUUUCGAGUUUGGCUACAACAUUGGCUGUAUCAAUAUGCCUGCUGAUCUAAUCAAAGAAUGGUUCGCGGCAUCGUACAAUAAAGGGCUCGCCAUCCAUGAAAAGAGAGCGACAGUCGAUGAUAUGAAAACGGCAUGGUCGAUAGCUGUCAGUAUCUUCGCCAUUGGAGGAAUUGCCGGAGGCCUUUCCUGUGGAUACUUUGCGGAUAAACUUGGACGGAAGACUGCCUUGCUAAUGAAUAAUGUCGUUGCGCUCGUCGCCACAGGCUUCUUCGUCUUCGCAAAAUUGUUUGACAUUCGGUACUUGUUCACGGCGGGCAGACUUAUCAUUGGAGUGAAUGCCGGUGAAUAUUUCGUACUUGACUGUAAAGUCAUGAAUAAUCUUUCCUUCGUUAUAGGGUUGAAUAGCGGUCUGGUGCCCAUGUAUCUGACAGAAAUCUCUCCAGCAAACCUCCGCGGAACCAUCGGCUCAUUUGCACAGCUAUUCGUUACCAUCUCAAUUCUGGCCUCGCAAGUUGUCGGACUUCCAUCUAUUUUGGGGACUGCUGAUCGAUGGCCUUGGAUCUUCUAUGCCAUAUGUGUUCCUGCGAUUUUGCAACUUUCCACGCUCAUGCUCUGCCCUGAAAGUCCCAAGUACACCAUAAAAGUCGGCGACAACCAUUUCCAGGCACAACAGGAUUUGAUAAAAUUGCGAGGCCACGCAAAGGUCCAAGAUGAGUUGAUGGUAAUUGCGGAUGAAGCAAAGGCUGCAAAAUCUGAAGAAAUUAACUGUGCUGCUUUGUUUGGUCCAUACCUUAUCUGGCCUUUGGCUUUAUCCACCUUCUUGAUGUUUGCUCAGCAGCUUAGCGGGAUCAAUGCUGUAAUGUUCUACUCCACUGAUAUAUUCAAGAGUGCUGGUCUUCAAGAUCAAUGUCAGUUUUCAUUGUAG
Meloidogyne enterolobii is the source of this 984-nucleotide messenger RNA. Lineage: Eukaryota; Metazoa; Nematoda; Chromadorea; Rhabditida; Meloidogynidae. The record is from the annotation of a GenBank genome assembly.